GUCUUUUUCAUUCAUACCGAAAGGCUUACCGGUAGGUAGAUAGACAGUUGAUGCAAUAACGAUUGCCCUUGUACGGUACUCCCGAUAAAUUGCUGUUAGUACCGUUUGAUACCGGUACGAUGGGGGGUUCGUUCUUAUCGGACUUGUGAUUCAAAAAAACAAUUGUUUUGUUUCAUAACUCCCUCAUACUCGAACGCAACCUCUUACCAUUGCUGUUGUCUUAAAGCAAUUGAACAAUACAUACACGAAAGGGGAACACUUCAGCGAGGCGGAGGACGGUUAUGAAAAUACCUCGAGUGUGAGAAGGGCUCUCAACUACUGCACAAACAUUUAUGACCGACGGACGCAACAUAAUAGGAUAAUACGAAAGAGAUGAAUCGUAACGAGUAUAAAAAUCGACAAGCCCUGUUUUCUAGGAAGACGAAGAAAACCAAAAGCAGCAGCACCGCUUCGGAAGCUCAGAGAAUACAAAAGUCCUUAUUGAAAACGCAGAACUUGCUCAAGAACGAGCUGAAUCGGGUGUCGAAUAUUUCAACCGCGAUCGACGAAGAUGGGGAUAUYCUCCAACAAACAAUGGACCACCACAAAUCGUUGAAUACCAAGAACGCCCAGCAAGCUCUGACGGCACUGCAACGGGCACAGGCGCAUGAACAAAGGGUUUUGAAUGCCUCGAUUUUUGUAUUCGGGACCGUCGUGUUCUACAUCAUGUGGAGUCGCGUUCUAAUAAAAUUCGAUUUUAUAUCUGUUGUACUCGAUUGGGUAGUUUAGAGGGUAUUGGAGAAUUAAUGGUUUGGCAUGGACCAAUUCCGAAGUCUACAAUAUAGCAUAUUAAAACAAAAUGGGAUUGAUUUCAUUUGAGAACUACUUUCAACAUCGUAGUUGACGACCAGUUUUCUUAGGAUCGUUCAUUGUACGAUUAAUGUUCGAAGUUGUCUUUCAAAAAACAAAGUCCUUUGUUUACUCCAAGGUUUCGUAUUUCGGAUAUUUGACUCCGGGGUAAUCCGAGUCGUAUUGAUUGGUAGGCAUUCCCAAGGCUCGUCGAAGGGGGACAACCGUUACUGGCAAAGUGACUCCGACCGUAAAUAGAAAGCAAGACAUUGCAGGAAUUGGGUGGCGAUGGAUGAAUCCUCUGGCCCAUCCUUUCGGCAUGGAGCCUUGGAGAAUUCCAACACAGCCAACAAGAGUUGACAGCACCCCGAUUUCGUGACCUUCCCACCGUACCAUUAUUUCGUUUAUCGAUAUGGACAGAAACCUGAACAAGCUGUGCAMUUAAAUAGAACCGAACAAAAGAU
Messenger RNA from Pseudo-nitzschia multistriata, 1292 nucleotides. The record is from the annotation of a GenBank genome assembly. Lineage: Eukaryota; Bacillariophyta; Bacillariophyceae; Bacillariales; Bacillariaceae.